Fusarium vanettenii 77-13-4 is the source of this 879-nucleotide messenger RNA. RefSeq lists its product as uncharacterized. The transcript has a single exon. Lineage: Eukaryota; Fungi; Ascomycota; Sordariomycetes; Hypocreales; Nectriaceae. Bases 1 to 879 code for a protein of 292 amino acids. The record is from RefSeq and is a predicted model, not a curated record.
AUGUAUGCAAUCCUCGGAGCGGCCGGCAAAGUCGGCUUUGCAACAUCAUCCGCACUGCGCAAGGCUGGUGUCCCUGUCAGAGCGAUUCUUCGCGAUGCGUCAAAGGCGGCGCCACUGCGUGAAAUCGGCUGCGAGAUUGCUGUAGCCGACCUGCAGGAUUCCCGAGCCCUUGCGAAGGCAAUCGGGGAUGCAGACACGGUCCAAAUCAUCCUUCCUCCAUCCCCACAAGCCGAGGACACCGCCAAGGAAAUGCGAAGAGCCAUCGAGAAUCUGGCUUGUACGCUCGACGAGGCUCGCCCGAAGCGUGUUCUGGCGAUUUCUGACUAUGGGGCUCACAUCACUCAUGAUAUCGGGAUGCCUACCAUGUGCCGCACCUUUGAGGAGCGGCUUCGCCAACUAGACUGUCAGAAGGUGUUCCUGCGAUCGGCCGAACAUAUGCAAGGAUGGGGACGCGCCAUCCCAGCGGCGAUAGAGUCUGGCACUCUGUUGAGCUUUCACAACCCGGUUGAUAUGCCGUUUCCCACGAUUUCGGCACCAGACCUAGGCUUGAUAGCCGCUGAUAUUUUGUUGCAAUCUCCCAGCGACAAGGACGUGGAGAUUGUGCACGCUGAAGGCCCUCGCCGGUACAGCGCUCAAGAUGUUGCGACGGCAUUGGGCGAGUUGUUGGGCCGGACAUUCAAGGGGAAGGCUGUGCCUCGUUCACAAUGGAAGGGGGCUUUUGAAAGAGCCAUGAGUGUGACUCUCGCUGAACUCUUGAUCAAGGCUAAUGACGCUCAAAACAAGGGUGGCCUUGUCGACGUCGAGCCUAACACUGACAACGUUCGGUAUGGAACUACAGAAUUGGCCGACGCACUCCGGCCAAUGCUUCCAUCUCAGUAA